CGCGGGAGGGACAAGAUGGCGGGCGGAGGCGGCGGCGGAGGCAGUGGCGGCGGCGGCGGGGUGUCGGUGUCGGCCCUGUGGAGCGAGGUGAACCGCUACGGACAGAACGGCGACUUCCCGCGCGCCCUCAAGACGGUCAACAAGAUUCUGCAGACCAGCAAGGACGACGUGACCGCCAUCCAUUGUAAAGUGGUGUGCCUUAUCCAGAAUGGAGGUUUCAGGGAAGCCCUAAGCAUCAUCAGCUCCCACGCCAAAGUCUUACCCAGUGACUUGGUGUCCUUUGAGAAGGCGUACUGCGAGUACAGGCUGAACCGCAUUGAGCAGGCCCUGAAGACCAUAGAAGGUGCCAGCCAGCAAAGCGAAAAACUCAAGGAGCUCUAUGGCCAAGUGUUGUACAGGCUGGAGCGCUACGAUGACUGCUUGGCCGUGUACCGGGACCUGAUCCGGAACUCCCAGGACGACUACGAGGAGGAGAGAAAGACCAACCUGUCAGCUGUGGUGGCCGCCCAGAGCCAGUGGGAGCAAGUCGCGCCGGAAAACUUGGGAUCGCAGGAGGGCAGCUAUGAGCUGUGCUACAAUGUCGCGUGUGCGCUGAUUGGGCGGGGUCAGCUGAAGCCGGCAAUGAAAGCCUUGCGGCGAGCAGAAGAUCUGUGCCGUCAGUCCCUCUCGGAAGAUUCGGAUGUGACUGAGGAAGACAUCGAGGCGGAGCUGGCCAUCAUUCACGGGCAGAUGGCUUACGUCCUGCAGCUGCAGGGCCGCGCCGAGGAAGCUCUGCAGCUGUACAAUCAGAUCAUAAAGUUAAAGCCAACCGAUGUGGGGCUGCUUGCCGUGAUCGCCAAUAACAUCAUCACCAUUAACAAGGACCAAAACGUCUUUGACUCCAAGAAAAAGGUGAAACUGACCAACGCAGAAGGCGUCGAGCACAAACUUUCGAAGAAACAACUUCAGGCGAUCGAGUUUAAUAAGGCCUUACUGGCCAUGUACACAAAUCAGGCAGAUCAGUGCCACAAGAUAUCAUCCAGCCUGCAGUCCCAGCGGCCGGACCACCUUCUACCUGUGCUCAUCCAAGCCGCCCAGCUGUGCCGAGAGAAGCAGCAGGCAAAGGCAGUUGAGCUCCUGCAGGAAUUUUCGGAGCAGCAUCCAGCCAAUACAGCAGAAAUUAAGCUGACCAUGGCCCAGCUGAAAAUAGCCCAAGGUAAUGUUACCAAAGCAUGUAUAAUUCUGAGGAGUAUAGACGAGUUGAAGCAUAAACCAGGCAUGGUGUCCGCCUUGGUGACCAUGUACAGUCAUGAGGAAGACAUCGACAGCGCCAUCGAGGUCUUCGCCCAAGCCAUCCAGUGGUACCAGGACCACCAGCCAAAAUCUCCAGCUCAUUUGUCCUUGAUGAGAGAAGCGGCCAACUUCAAGCUCAAAUAUGGGAGAAAGAAGGAAGCAAUCAGUGACCUGGAACAGCUGUGGCGGCAAAACCCAAAAGAUGUUCACACAUUGGCCCAGCUGAUCUCUGCGUACUCCCUGGUGGAUCCUGAGAAGGCAAAAGUCCUCAGCAGGCACCUACCCUCCUCGGACAGCAUGUCUCUCAAGGUGGAUGUCGAGGCUCUCGAGAACUCCCACGGUGCCACCUACGUCCGCAAGAAGGGAGGAAAGCUGGCUGCAGAGAAUCCCCUUAAAGAACAGGGGCAGGGGGAUAUAAAGAAGAAGAAGAAAAAAAAGAAGGGAAAACUGCCAAAGAAUUACGACCCUAAAGUCACCCCAGACCCUGAGCGGUGGCUACCCAUGCGCGAGCGGUCUUAUUACCGGGGGAGGAAGAAGGGGAAGAAGAAGGAUCAGAUUGGCAAAGGGACGCAAGGAACCACAGCAGCAGCUUCGUCUGAAUUGGAUGCCAGCAAGACCAUGACCAGCCCGCCCACUUCCCCGCGGUCCGGGAGUGCCGCUGUGUCCUCCUCAACCAGUAACAUCAUCCCCCCGAGGCACCAGAAACCUGCCGGGGCGCCCGCCACCAAGAAAAAGCAGCAGCAGAAAAAGAAAAAGGGAAAAGGGGGCUGGUGACGAGGACCUUCGCGGGACAGUCUGUUUUUAAACUCUUUCCACUGUAAGGCACCAGGAGCGUAAUAAAGGUCGACAGCAAGAAGAAACA
Messenger RNA from Tachyglossus aculeatus (Australian echidna), 2134 nucleotides. RefSeq names its product signal recognition particle 72 (gene SRP72). Gene Ontology annotation, biological process: SRP-dependent cotranslational protein targeting to membrane. Gene Ontology annotation, molecular function: 7S RNA binding; protein binding; ribosome binding. NCBI's taxonomy places the organism in Eukaryota, Metazoa, Chordata, Mammalia, Monotremata, Tachyglossidae. Gene Ontology annotation, cellular component: signal recognition particle, endoplasmic reticulum targeting. The transcript is spliced from 19 exons. The record is from RefSeq and is a predicted model, not a curated record. The coding region runs from base 16 to 2046 and encodes 676 amino acids.